Messenger RNA from Nothobranchius furzeri (turquoise killifish), 2707 nucleotides. RefSeq names its product proline rich Gla (G-carboxyglutamic acid) 1 (gene prrg1). Gene Ontology annotation, cellular component: extracellular region. NCBI's taxonomy places the organism in Eukaryota, Metazoa, Chordata, Actinopteri, Cyprinodontiformes, Nothobranchiidae. Gene Ontology annotation, molecular function: calcium ion binding. The record is from RefSeq and is a predicted model, not a curated record.
UUUUCUUGACGCGAAGUGAAAUAACCCAUAUUUAUCUGAGGUCUCGUCUUUAGCCGCCUUGUGGAAAACUAGCCGUAUAUUUUCAGUCACGUUAUCGCAUCCCUGUUAGCUCGAGCCGAGGCGCUCCACUAAUUAAACGAGCCUGUCAGGACGGACGCUCCGCUAACCAACACACACCCAAACCAGCGAGAGGAGACGGCUUGUUAUACUCUCGUUAAAGCCUGGGGUUCCAUUGUGUUUCUGCUGUGUGAAUGUAGCCUAGUUUCCACGGGGCGGCGUCGCUUUGUUUGGGAUUUUUCUGCUGUACGUCAUCUUCUAGCAUCAGCCUGGAGGAUCCCAGUAACACGUUCAUGUGUAUGAAACACUGCUCGGCCAGUUGUUGCCAGUACAAACCUCAUCCUGUUGAUAAGUCACCCCAAACACCCUGGCAGGAAUCAUGGGAAGUGUGUUCCUGCCAGCAAGCACUGCCAACUCCUUGCUAAAGCGUCUGCGGAGGGCCAACUUCCUUCUCGAGGAGAUAAAGCUAGGUAACAUCCAGAGGGAGUGUCGUGAGGAGGUCUGCACGUAUGAGGAAGCCCGUGAAGCUUUUGAGAAUGAUGAGAAGACGAGGCGUUUUUGGGAGGAAUAUGUCCGGGAAAGCAGUCCACCAGGAGGGCUGAACUCGGUGGUGGGCGGAGCUCAGUCUCUGUACGUGGUCGUGCCAUUGGUGCUGGUUGGGCUCAUCAUCGCUGCCAUCGCCAUCACCGCGUGGCGCUGUCAUGCCCGUAAGCGCUCACAGCGCAGCCCAAGUCUGGGACACUCCCAUCAUAACCACGUCUUGUCGGUGGUCUCCAUGGAUCAGUGGGGGAGGGAUUACCACCACGGUGACCAAUCAGAACUCAGCAUCCACAGCAGCCCAGCCUACCUGGGCUCUGAGAUGACUUCAGGCAGAGGGGGCGUGGGGGAUCCGCCGCCAUCUUACGAAGAGGCCGUGGGCCACACAGACGUCCAAAUAGAGACAGAACCUCCUCCUCAAUACGAAGACAUAAUGAACACCAGCUCGGUGAGAAUCAGCGGCGGUCAAGGGAAGUAAACCUGUCUUCCUCUUCCACCCAAACUGAGGUCCGAACCUUCACUGGGACUAGUUGUUUAAUAGUGCUACUACUGUGGUAUCACCAGCCUUUCUCAUUCAACACACACAGCAAAAACACAUUAACAGUCACUCAAGUCGACUAAUGCAAUCUUUGCUGUUACCAGCUCUGCUGAGAUUUGCACUAAUCUUUUAUCACUUAGUUAAGGUGAAGCCAGGAGGGAAAAUGUGAUCCUUGAAUACCAAAACCAACCAACACCUCAGCUGCAUUUCCUUAAGUAGAAUCAGUGGUCACAAUAAUCCGUGCUAUAUUAAAGGAACAUCAUUUUAUGUGUAAAAGGGGUUGGACUGAUGCAUCUUUGAAGAUUGGUGCCAAAUAGUGAGUUGUUUGGUUAUCGUCAGAUAUUUUGUACAUAUUUUUAAUAUCUUUUAACUAUGGUAACAUUUUUGUCAUAUUUAUGGUUUUGAAAGUUUUUCUAUUGCAGUAACUUUUCAGACAACUAAAACCUGCAUUAGUUCACAUCUAAUCAGCAAGAGACGAAACAGAACUGGUAGGAAAUCAGAAUCUGGUCUUUUCUGACAGCUAACGUAACUUGUUAUGGACCAGAGGAAUGUUAGGCGGCCACCUACUUUUUGGUUUUGGGACAGUUUACGACCAGAACACACAUCAAAAGCUAACAUUUGAAAUUCAUAAUGAGCUAAGCUGUAAAGUUUGGUGUGAACUAACCCAUCAACCUUCUACGUGGCCUCCAGCACUUCAGUUCAUUGUUGCAGUAAAAACCGUGUCAAUGCAGUUUCCAAACGAAGGCAUUGGUCCAACCUUUUGUGUCCUUUAGCGAUAUUUAGAGCUUAAGUUUUAGGGAUCAAGCUAAACAAAAGUUAAAAGGGACCUAUUUUUGUAUGCGGGUGUCACGUUUGCUUAUUAUUUUGAUUGUGCAUGCAGCUCAACCUGCAAGCGUAAAAUGAGAACUCCGCUCUGUUAGGGCUCACUGGCCCACAUCCACCUGUGAAGCCACAGAGCUGAGAAUAUGAGCAAGAAAACGAAUACAGGGGCUUUAGAUGGAGAUUUAAGGGACAAGCCUGGACUAAAUGUUACUGAAGAUUAUGCUUGGCAUGUGUAAUGCACCUCUGCACACUGUAUGUGUGUAGACUGUGUGAAAGUUACAGUAAGAUUUUUACUGCACAGGAAUUUGGUGAUUACAUUGACACCGGUGUAAAGGAACUACAGCGUGUGAACACACUACGAAACGUUGUUUACACUUAGAACGAGUUCUGGACUGAAACAGGAAAGCCUGUCAUUCCAGCAUUCAUGAUGCCAGUGUACACUUUGGUGCUCAUAAUCAAUAUGCAAUACUUUCGAAAUGCAACCCACUUGAAAUGUACCCGUUGAGUCAUGUGACAUGGAUGACCAUCACAUAUAUUCCUCACAGCACACUUGGAGCACUAAGAACGUUGUAUUUGUGCGAGUUAACUUGUGAACCUCGGCUGGUACUCCCUCUGGUUGUCCGGUAACUUCCACACAGCCCUGUUUUUACUAUGCCUUAUUAAACAAUGUUAUUUAAGAUAGAGUACAAGGGAACUUGUUAUACAACCUGGACAUGUGCAAAAGCUUGAAUAAAUUUUUAAAAAGACAAAAAA